GAUCGGUGGUUGCCAAAAAAAAAACGAAAACCAUCGUCUAUACAAUAGCCAAUAAUUAUUAUAGCGCACGGUCUUUGAUUAUUACAGCCUAUUGGCGAUGGAUAGCUUAUAGAAACUAUAUUCAAUUUCCUACCAGAAAAUACUUUUUGAUGUAAAUAUUGAAGUAAAUAAUACUCAAAACUCAAAAGUAUACUUCGUGGCUCGCCAAUAUCACAUAUUUCCAAUGGCGGCUUGAACUUUUUUUUUCUUGACUCACAUUUAAUAUUUUUACACCAACCACCCUAAACAUUUUUCACUGCUCUCCAAAAGGUAAAAAGUCUCAUGUAAAAUAUUUUGAAGUAAAAAUGAGUGAAAAGCAACAAAACAUCAUGUCAAAAAACAAUAGUUAUCGAUCCCCUUCUAGAAAGUUAUCUCUUGAUGGACCAAGCUCAAAUAUUAUUAAAAUAAACUCACCUGCAUCAUCAGGAAAAUGGAAAGUAAUAAUUGAUAAUAAUAAUUCAAAGUCCACUAAAUCUUCAAAAAGAAAACUACAUUUUGAUUCAAAGUCCCAGAAAACAAUUGGGAACCGUAAUAGUAAAGGUCGUGUCAGUCAGUCUCCAAAACAUUUUGAAAGCAUAAACACAGAUUUGCUUAAGUCCCCUACAAGAAACUAUCGCUUAAAUGAUCAUAAUAUUGAUGAUGUUGUUACUACUCAAGUUGAUUUUAAUAACACGUCACCCAUGUCUUGUAGUCUUUAUACUAAUGAGGUCUUAGCUAUCGAUGGUUUAAGAAACACUUAAAUAAAUUUGACUCGUUCCAUUACAAACAUUAAAUAUGAUAUGAAAAAUGAUAUGAUAAAAAUUGAGAGGAUUGAAAAUAUGUUGAGUGAUAUUCAUACAAAUCAAAACAAAUCUUUUUCAAAAGAAGUUAAUCAUCUAGUCAAUGAUA
Messenger RNA from Metopolophium dirhodum (rose-grain aphid), 927 nucleotides. RefSeq lists its product as uncharacterized. The transcript is spliced from 6 exons. The record is from RefSeq and is a predicted model, not a curated record. NCBI's taxonomy places the organism in Eukaryota, Metazoa, Arthropoda, Insecta, Hemiptera, Aphididae. The coding region runs from base 345 to 779 and encodes 144 amino acids.